UUUUAAGAGGUUUUCAUCUAUGUUUUUAAAGAAGCAUUAAAGUAUUUAAGUAAUAUUUUCCACUAAAUGAUUUAUACUUUGAGGAUGACAUUCAUGUUUACAACCUAUAUCGUUUAAAUAAUGAUAUUUUUAGAAUCUCGCAUUACUUUCUACUUCCAGGUUAUGACACCUAUGCCGAUCACAAUAGUAUAAAAAUAAUGCUCCCAAUAUUUUUCUAUACUUUGUAGUUUAUAACCGUAUAUAUAUCUAUCUAAGAAAUGGAUGAUCCAUGUCCGUUGAAAGGAUCUCGUCCUCUAAAGAACAAGUUUCCCAUGACCCUAUAUUUUGCUUUCAAUUUACAAAGUAUCUCAUUCCAACACAACAUGUGGCAUCUAUUGCGGAUGAGAUUGACAAACCUUUAAUUUUUAUAAAUAAUGAGUUUUGACAAAAUUAUGAUUUCUUUAUUAAAUGAUGAAAAUGACAACAUGCUAAUGUGUUACAUUAGAGUAAUAGACCUACCUAUAUAAAACAAAACAAAAAAAAUAGCAUAACUUAUCACAACUUUAUUCAAUCUUCCCAUCAUAUAAAUCGUUUUCCAAACCCAAAAAACAGUAGAUAAAAAUUGCAAGAAACCCAAAAAAAGAAAAAAAAAAAACCCAGAAAAAAUGGAGGAAGAAGAUUUAAUACCCAGAAAUGAGAAAAAGACUUAUAAUCGAGUAUUAUCACAUGCACAAGAUGAAUUGCAAAGUUAUCGAAUUUAUCUACGUUGGAUGUGCGUGGACCAAUCAGAUUGGUUGAAUAGUAUCAUAUCAUGGUCUGUAUUUUUGAUAUUUGCAAUCAUAGUCCCUGCAUUUUCGUAUUUUUACCUCACAUGUCCUUCGUGUGAUGACAAGCAUAGACAACCAUACGACGCCGUUGUGCAGCUCUCAUUGUCAAGCAUUGCAACGCUGUCGUUUUUGUGUCUUUCUCAUUUUGUGAGGAAGUUUGGUGUCAGGAGGUUCUUGUUCUUUGAUAAGCUUUACAAUGACAGUGAUUCUGUUAGGCAUCAUUAUACUACCCAGCUCAAUAGAUCAUUGAACAUCCUGUGUAUAUUUGUUAUCCCAUGUUUUGUAGCUGAAUGCGCAUAUAAAGUCUGGUGGUAUGCUACUGGGGCCUCCCGAAUUCCCUUCCUGGGUAAUGUCAUCUUGAGUGAUGUUGUAGCCUGCUCAUUGGAGCUAAUCUCAUGGAUUUAUCGGACCUUAGUCUUUUUCCUGGUCUGUGUCCUCUUCCGUCUGAUAUGCUACCUCCAGAUAUUGCGGCUCAGGGAUUUUGCGUCUGUUUUUGAGGUAGAUUCAGAUGUAGCUUCUAUUCUAAUAGAGCACCUGAGGAUCAGGAGGCACUUGAGGAUCAUAAGCCAUCGUUACCGUGCAUUUAUUUUAUUUUCCUUAAUAUUGAUCACUCUGAGCCAGCUUACUUUCCUGGUGUUGACUACCAAACCUAAUGCUGAUAUGAGCAUAUACAGGGCCGGGGAACUAGCACUCUGUUCUGUGACUCUAUUGGCAGGGUUGAUGAUAAUACUGAGAAGUGCUACAAAGAUCACGCAUAAGGCACAGGCAAUCACCGCUCUAUCAGCCAAGUGGCAUGUCUGUGCAACGAUUGACUCCUUUGUCACUUCUGAGACUGAAUUGCCAGGAGCAAACCAUACUAAUGCAGGUCUCUUUGAUCCUAGGAGCUUAGAUUCAGAUGACGAUGAUGCAGGAUCUGAGGAAGAUGAUGUCGAUACUACCAAAUUUCUCCCGGCUUAUGCCUACAGCACGAUCUCAUUCCAGAAACGACAUGCUCUUGUAACAUAUUUUGAGAGAAACCGAGCUGGAAUUACAUUGUAUGGGUUUAUGCUGGAUAGAACUUGGCUCCAACUUAUUUUUGGUGUUGAAUUAUCCUUAGUACUCUUCUUGCUCAAAAAGACCAUUAAUUUUUGAUGAAGUAAUCAUAAUAUUUAGCAAUUUGGUUCCUAAGAUCAUAUCGAACCCCUGCUUAAUCUCCGUGAAGUUCUCCCUUUUUGUCAUUUGGAGUGAUGAGCCAGGAGUUGCAGCCUUGCAGGGCUGGAGAGAGAGAGAGAGAGAGAGAAAGAGAGAGAGAGUUUAAGGUGAUGUAAGACUUGUUUCGUAGUCUUGGUUCGGUCUUCCUACAAAGAGGCAUCAUUGCAGUAUAGUGAGCUUCACCAUUUUGUUCAGUAAUUUGUAAUGUUCUUCCUGUUGUGAAUUCUAAGAUCCUUUAUAUUUUUUAUAAUCUUGUAAUUAACAUCUCCACUUUCUGUGAUAUAUCAUAUAUGUUUUUUUUUGAUGUCUUAUGUGAUACUGUAAUCAGUGCAAUUGUAUAGCAGUAUGGGCGUGUGUAUUCCUGUAAUAUGGUCCGAUCCUGUGCUGUAUUCGUAUGACUGUAUGGUCCUGUGUUGUAAUCUUAUGGCCGCAUGGUCCUGUCUCCUGUGUUGUAAUCUUAUUACUGAGAAAAACAUAAUGGAGCGUUUGUUUC
Molecule: messenger RNA, 2490 nt
Organism: Chenopodium quinoa (quinoa)
Lineage: Eukaryota; Viridiplantae; Streptophyta; Magnoliopsida; Caryophyllales; Amaranthaceae
Exons: 4
Coding region: 645-1937 (430 amino acids)
Source: RefSeq, a predicted model, not a curated record